This is a messenger RNA of Cryptotermes secundus, 1525 nucleotides long. RefSeq names its product sodium channel protein Nach-like. Lineage: Eukaryota; Metazoa; Arthropoda; Insecta; Blattodea; Kalotermitidae. Gene Ontology annotation, biological process: sodium ion transmembrane transport. The coding region runs from base 1 to 1359 and encodes 452 amino acids. The record is from RefSeq and is a predicted model, not a curated record. Gene Ontology annotation, cellular component: membrane. Gene Ontology annotation, molecular function: ligand-gated sodium channel activity. The transcript is spliced from 8 exons.
AUGGCAGCACGCAGUGCCCUGGCCACUGCUUUCCUUUCAGUGUGUCAGGAGUUCUUCUUUAACACCGGCAUACAUGGCCUCAAAUACGUCACAGAGAGCGGUCGUCGUAACAUUGAGAGAGUGUUGUGGGCGAUUGUGGUAUUGCUGGGCCUGGUUGGGGCUAGCUUCAUGGUCAGUAGUCUGUGGGCCCGCUAUGUGGGCACCCCAACGAGAGCCAGUGUGGAGACGAAUCAUUACCCAACAUGGCGCCUGCCCUUCCCUGCCGUCACUCUCUGCAACGCCAAUAGAAUCUUCCGGUCCAAGGCAGAGGCUCUUGUUUCCGAACUAAGACUGCCGAAACACAUGUCUCGUGAGGGCGCCCUGCAGAGGCUCUCCCUCCUAGGAGAGCUGAUAGACCCAGAUCCGGGACGCAAGGCGACGUUCAGCACAGAGGAAAUAGCUGAGUUCCAGAAGAUCCUCACGGACGGCUCUUACACUGUGCGGCGGCUUAUGGGCGCGCUUGGGCAGAGCUGUGGAGAAUUGCUGGAGCGCUGCAUGUGGGAGGGAACUAUCUACAACUGCUCUGUUCUGUUCGAGGAACGGAAAUCUUACGAUGGUUUCUGCUGCUCGUUCAACUAUCGCGGAGUGAUCGAAACGCAAACGAAGGACGGCAAGAAGACGCUGAUUGUGCCCGUGCAGAACGAGGUGCGGUACACACGGUAUUACAGCCACAGGAUGGGCCUGACAGUUCUGCUGCACCCCGCAGCCCAUGACUACUUCGUGGCCACUAUGUACUCGACCGGAGUCAGGAUGCUGGUACAUAGGUCCGAUGAUUUCCCAGACGACACGGCCAUAGAAAAGGCUCUGCCAGUGGGUCGCGAGGUGCUCCUCAGGGUGACACCUACGUCAGGCUAUUGCACUGAGGCGGUGCGACAAGUGGACCCCAGCCUCAGGCAGUGCGUGUUUGAGUCGGAAGUGAAGCUGAAGUACUUCCCCGUGUACAGCGAGAUCAACUGCAUUACUGAGUGCCGCAUGGACUACACCAUUCACCACUGCAAAUGCAGCCACUUCUAUUAUCACGACACUGGAGCUACUCGUCUGUGUGACCUCACUGAUCUCCUAUGUCUCAAAUCUUACUAUUCGUCUCUUGGCGGCAUCUUCAGCUUGUUUCUGGGCUGCAGUUUCAUGAGCGGCGUUGAAGUGCUUUAUUACUUCACGCUACGUCUGUUCUUGCGUCUGCGUCUUGAGCAUGUGAAGCAAUCGACGCAGACAAGACGACAACCUGAGGUGGCAACAAUUGGUCAGCUCUUUCCUCAUAGGAAUGUAGGCAGAGUAGCCCCGGUGCCUGUCUAUACCACGGCUACACGUCACUUCUUAUAGCUCACCUUGUACAUGGUUCACCGAAUCUUCUUAAUCUCACAAGCACUGAGGGAAGCUGCAGCUCUGUUCCAGGAUUUUGUCAUCCAGAUAUUUCCAGGCGUUUUCUGAGAAAUCCUUACCUUGUUAUAAUAUAGACUGAAAGUAGAGCAUUAUCUUGUUAUUUAUG